Messenger RNA from Closterium sp. Naga37s-1, 593 nucleotides. The record is from the annotation of a GenBank genome assembly. NCBI's taxonomy places the organism in Eukaryota, Viridiplantae, Streptophyta, Zygnematophyceae, Desmidiales, Closteriaceae.
CACCACCCCACCUCUUCCUCCUCCUAUUUUCUCUCCUUAUCUACUACCCUUCCCCACCAUCCGCCCCUUCACCCUCCUCCUCCUCUCUUCUCUCCCUUCAUUCCCUUCCCCAUCUCACUCUCUCCUCCGCCUCUCUCCUCUCGUCUACUGCUGCAGCCGGUUGCCGGCUUUGCUUCGUAAUCUUGCUCAUCAAUACCUACCCGUCCUCACCAUCCGCCCCUUCACCCUCCUCCUCCUCUCUUCUCUCCUUUCAUUCCCCUCUCCAUCUCAUUCUCUCCUCCGCCUCUCUCUCCUCUCCUCUACUGCUGCGGCUGGUUGCCGGCCCUGCUUCAUGGGGCCUAUUCUCACUCUUACCUCUCCCCCUCUGUGCUUCCGCCCUCACCUGUCUCCUGCCGUACCUCCUCUCCUACCCUUGCCUUCCCUGCUCUCCGCUCCUUUCGCUGCCCAUUCCUCCCCUUGCACCUCUCCUACUUGCCGUUGGACCUCCCCUCUUCUCCGCCCCUCUGCUUGGAUUCCGCUGUCCCAUCAACGUCGCCGCUCUUGUGCCGUUGUCACCUCUGGUAUUGGUUCUCUGGCCUCUGUCUUCAGUGUGA